This is a messenger RNA of Aegilops tauschii subsp. strangulata, 6221 nucleotides long. Lineage: Eukaryota; Viridiplantae; Streptophyta; Magnoliopsida; Poales; Poaceae. The record is from RefSeq and is a predicted model, not a curated record.
CAAUAUUUAUGCAGAAAGCUGCACAUUAAACAGGGCCAAUAAUACAGACGAUGCAAAACCAUCUGUUUGGCAGCACUAUCAAAAAGGUAUAAUAACUGUGACAACAGUGCUUUAUCAGAGUAAGUCAAACAACAAAAUAUAAUAAAAGUGAUCAAGACCAGAGCAAGCACAUGAUAUGUACAGCUUUGUUCAUUACCCAUCCAUCACGCGAAACAAAGUUCCCAUCGCGCACCUAAGAAACGCCUACCUUUGCCAUUCCUGUUCCCGCGACCUUCAACACCCUCAUCUCGAGAGACGCCGGCACCAGCAGUGGCUGGCCAUGGCAGAGCUGGGCGGCAUGCUUGCCGCUGCCAUCAUCAAGGUGGUGGCCGAGCAGAUUGGCUCUGCGAUCGGAAGUCAGAUCGUACUGCAGAAGAACUUCAAUGAGGACCUCAAGAAGAUGAAGAUGGCACUGGAGAGCGUUGAUGCCGUGCUCGAGGAAGCUGAGAGGCGGUCAAUAACGGAUAAGGUGACGCGUCUGUGGCUGAAGCGGCUUAAGAACUUCAUGUAUGAGAUCUCCGACAUGAUAGAUGAGUUUGAAGCAGACACACAAGCCAUCGCCCGGCCGUCACCGCAGAAAGUACCAACUGUUUUGCAGUUUUCCUUCAAAAAAUAUUUGGCAAUAAUUAUGAUCCCUUGUCUCACAAUUGGUCCCAAGAUUACAAUGGCCAAUAAGAUGAAUAAGAUGAGGAAGGGUCUGGAGGUGAUAACAGGUCAGCACAAGGAAUUCAAAUUAACUGAAUGCACUAAUGCCAAUGAGCAAACAGUUACUGAUGUACGGGAAACAUCGUCAAAAUUGGAGAGACACAUCGUUGGGAGGACCAAGGAGAAAGAUAAAAUAUUGGCUUAUUUAUCUGAAAGCAUGAUAAACGAGAUCACUGUCCUUCCAAUAUAUGGCAUUGGAGGCCUUGGCAAGACAACCUUGGCAAAAAUGGUUUACAAUAGUCCCCAAUUCAAAGAAUACUCUCAAGUUUGGGUUUAUGUGUCCCAGACAUUUGAUUUGAAGAAAAUUGGUAACUCUAUAAUAUCACAGCUAUCAGAGAAAAAUAGGGAGAUUGCGUACACUGAAAAGCAGAUGAUAGACAAUUACCUUCAAAAGCUCCUUGCCAAUAAGAAUAUUCUGAUUGUUUUAGAUGACUUGUGGGAAAACAAUAAAUCUCAUUUGGAAGAGUUGUUGGGUAUGUUAAAGGUUGGGGAGAGCGGAAAGGUGGUUGUUGUAGUAACCACACGCUAUGAAGACAUUGCAAAGAAAAUUUGUACUAUUCAACCUCACAAAUUAGCACCACUAAAAGAUGACGAGUGCUGGACUAUCAUAAAGCAAAAGAGUGACUUUGAAUCGAGAUAUGACCAACAAGAGUUGCGGCACAUAGGGAAGGACAUUGCAAGUAAGUGUCGAGGUGUGGCUUUAGCGGCCCAAUCACUUGGACACAUGCUGCAUUCUCUCCCGUUCGACGAAUGGGAGUCGGUGAGAAACAGUGAUUUCUGGAAUUUAUCUGAUUCAGAAGAUACAAGUUCGACACAUACUAUAGGAGUGAAUUUCGAAAAUGAUACAUUGUUCACUAUGCAUGAUUUGGUGCACGAUCUAGCAAGAUUGGUCAUGGCCGACGAAAUACUUGUCUCUAGCAAACAAGGCAACACUAGGGGAAGCUGCUGCCACUUCGCAUUGCUCAAUGAUUGUCGCAAGCCAUUGGAGUCAUCCAAGAUAAGAGCACUCCGUUUUCUAGGUUGUGAAGAAUAUAAACUCCAUGAUGCCGCAUUUUCCUCCGCUAUAUCCUUGCGUGUCUUGGACUUAAGUGAGUGCACUAUACAUAAUUUGGCAUACUGUAUUGGUGAACUGAAGCAACUGAGAUAUCUUAAUGCUCCAAGAAUCCAAGAUGCAAAGAUUCCGGACAGUAUCACCAAGCUCUCAAAAUUAAUUUACCUAAACCUUCAUGGAUCUCCUACAAUGUUAGCACUACCAGAGUCAAUUGGAGAAAUUGAGGGUCUACUGUAUCUUGAUUUGUCAGGUUGUUCUGGAAUUGCAAAACUGCCAGAAUCAUUCAGAAGGCUACAAGAAUUGGUGCAUCUGGAUAUGUCAAAUUGCUCCUCUGUUGGAGGUAUAUCGGUGUUCUUGGAGAGCCUCACACAACUAGAGUAUUUGAACUUAUCAUGCUGCCAAAAUAUUGGAGACAUACCGAAAGCUCUGGGAGGCCUAUACAAACUGCAGUAUUUGAACUUAUCAAACAGCUCCUAUCUUCAAUGUUGUCAAGAAGCAGAAUUUUUGGGUGCCCUCACCAAGCUCGUGUAUUUGAACUUAUCUUCGUGGUAUUGUGAACUUCAAAAGCUCCCUGAAGCUUUGGGCAGAUUCACUCAACUCAAGUACUUAAACUUAUCAGGUUGGCGAGAUUUGGCGAAAUUGCCAAGAUUAUUUGGGAGUCUAAAACAUUUGGUGCAUCUUGAUUUAUCACAUUGUUCCAUGAUUGAUCGUCUACAUGAAGCUUUAGUUGGUCUUAUCAAUCUUAAAUACUUGAAUUUAGAAUAUACACGCCUCAAUUUGCUGCCAGAUGAUCUGACCAAACUCCGGUAUUUAAAUCUAUCCAAUCUAAGAAACAUGCAGGAAGAUGCCUUUGACAGUCUCAUCAACCAUAUAUGCAGUAAUCUUUCCGAUCUAGAGUAUUUGGACUUGUCUGCUAAUUAUGAUAUUAAAAGAAUACCUGAAAGUAUUUGUAGCCUCACAAAGUUGCAUACAUUGGACCUCUCGAGAUGCAAUUUGAAGAAGGUACCAGAAAGUAUACAUACAAUUGGUAGUUUGAAGUUUCUUUAUUUAAAGGGAUGUGACCGUUUUUUCAGAAAGCCUCAACUUGGUGGCAGUACAGUAUCAUUACCAAAAUUUAUUGUGCGUGCUGGUGAUGAUGAAUCCGGCAGCAAUCUUGUCCUGCUACAACCCACAUAUCCUGUUGAGCUGCAGAUAAUUAAACUUGAAAACGUGAAGUCUACAGGAGAGGCACAUAAUAUAAGAUUAAUUGAAAAGAAAAGCCUUCAAGACUUGAAUCUGGAGUGGACUCGAGGUGUUAAGAGAUUUGUGGAUGACAAAAUGUUGCUAGAAAAACUAGUUCCACCAAGCACAUUAAGGAAAUUGGAGAUAUGUGCUUAUAAUGGUAUCAGCUUUCCAUCCUGGCUAGCGGGCCAACUACCAAACCUCCAGUUUCUAGUUCUCAGAGAUAUGGCAAACCUUGAAGAGUGGAACACGUCAUACUCCACUAGUGAGGAGCACGUGUUUCAAAAAGUGGAAAUACAUGGUUGUCCCAUGUUAAGGAUGAAACCGCAUCUGCCUAAAUCAAAAUCCUGGGUGAUAGAACACAGUGAUAAUGUGUUGACAUCAUGGGAUGAAUGCACUGUGUCACACACUAGUGCUUCUUCCUCUUCUUCUCCUGUAACUACUUGGUUGUCGGUUCAAUACUGCAAGGUGCCACUGCAUCAGUGGAGGUUGCUUCGACACUUCCCUGGACUACCUUCUUUGUCAAUUCACAACUGCGGUGAUCUAACCGGCUCACCAGAAAUUACCCAACGUCUAUCCUCUGUGGAGACACUAUGCCUAGGAGACAAACACAUGGAAGAACUACCGAAAUGGUUGGGUGAGCUCAAAUCUCUAGAGAAUCUAGAUAUAAUAAGUGGCGAUGGAGUAGCGGAGUUGAAUGAGAACAUGAGGCAACUCACAAAGCUACAAGCACUAGAACUGAACUUGUGCAACAACAUAACACUGCCGCCUUGGUUAGGCGAAUUAACAUCUCUCAAGGAACUUAACAUAGCUCACAAUGGAGUCUUGAGGUCUUUGCCGGCAAGCAUACAACAACUCACCAGGCUCCAGGAAAUACAAAUUAUUAACUGCCCUGCACUAGAGCACGUGGCUGUUGAAUCAGAGGUCGGAAAGAUGAAGCUCAGUCACAACCAAGAAAGGGUAUGUGUCCUGCCCACCUCUCUCAAGCGACUUAGUAUCAGUUAUUGUAAUGGUAUCAAGUCUUUGCCUCAGGGCAUACAUCAACUCACAAACCUCCAAGAACUAGACAUUUCUAACUGCCAUGGACUAGAGCAGUGGUGUGAAUUAGAGGAGAACAAGAUGAAGCUGGCUCACAUAGAAAAGAAGGUAUGUGUUCUGUGGCGCUCUUCUUCAUACUAAUCUUAUUUUGCAAUCCUUCCUCUUUCUUAUUUUCUUGAAGUUCUUUUCUUGAUGUUAUUAGAAUAUAAUAUAUUCAGUCUUGCCUUUCUUAUUGGGUUCUUUGAUGCGGAGAUGUCUAUUGGAUAGUCAUGCACUUUUCCCAGUACUUUUCCUUUUGUUAAAUAACACCUCAGUUUGCAAAAUAUGGCAAUAUCAAUUAGACGACUUAUAUGAUUUUUAGAGUACGUCUAGUGAUUGUGUUCCACUACCAAUGUAGAGAUGGACAUAGUAACUUUGGGAUUUGCAGCACCGGCCAGUGCAUUGCACUUGGAUCCAUUUGUUUGUUGAUUUGAACAAAACAUUACCUGAUGUAUAACUCUUAUCACUCAUAUGAACCAGAAUCCAAGCUAAUCAAAUAACUAUCAUUAUUUAUUUUGUAGGAAUUUUACUGGGGUUAGUGACCUAGACGGCGUACAUACAGCCACCAAGUUGCAAAGCAAGACCUGUCAGAUUUUGUCCAGAGUAAAGAAAGAAAGAGUUAUGGGAAGCAGUGACAGGUUUGCAAGAUUCAACCGUAUUGAUCAAGCCUCUUGGACCUUCCACAUGAUUGCACAAACGUACGGUUUGGUGUUUCAUGAUCUUAAACAUGUCAUGGACACUCGAUUUGAUCUUAAAUGUAGGGUUUAACACUAUUUCACAAUCACCUUAUCUGCAGCAUGGAACUGGGGUCUUGAGCCCCCAAAUUGAUUUCCAUGGGGGGCCAGGCUGCACGUCAUCAUCCUGUACAAUUGUCCUCGACUGGUGUUACUUGUAAUCCGGGAGAGGAACCGUAUUUUGCAAGGUUACUUGGUGCUAACCAUACCAUGGUCACAUGACAGUAGUACAAUAACAGUGGUCAUCGUCUUACCCGAUUGGUCGGCCAGCAGCUCCGCCUACCAAGCGUCUCCGACGAGGCGCGCGUGGCGUGACCUCAAUCACCCGCAUCCUCUCAUACCGGGGAUGCAUGGAGGAGAUAGAAUUACGGCAGGCCCCCCGCUUGGAGGAAGUGGGCAGCGGAGGAGUAUUCCGGCCGGCCGGCGAGCUGGGCGCCGUGUUCUCUGGGAUUUGGGGAUCGAGCAGUGAAGAGGACGAGUCUUUUUUUUUCAGCAACAGAGGACCAGCCUAUUGUUUUUUUUUUGUUUGAGGGGGGUACCAGCCUAUUGGUAUCGGUACCCAUUUUGGGCUCGAUUUGGUUAAGCGAUCCAUCUGUUAGGCCCAGCCCACCGCCGACCAAUCCAGUUUUUUUUUUUUUUUUUGCGAAUAGACCAGUCCAGUUUAAUGACUGGACUGGUUCAUCCAUCUGAGUGGACCUAUUUGAGGGUAGUUAUGUUGAAACUGGGAUUUACAAACAGAUGGGUCAAUAUUGUUAUGAGUGUGGUCACCUCAGUUUCUUUUUUAAUACUAUUUAAUGAGCAGAAGCUUGAUGCUAAACCAACACGUGAAAUCUGUCAGGGGAUCCUAUCUCACCAUACCUCUUUUUGCUCGUAGUAGAGGGCCUUUUGUGCCUUUUAAAAACCAGUGUUCAGUCAUCUAAUCUUAGUGGCAUCCAAGUGGCAUCAUCGGCUCCACCAGUACAUACAGCCUGCUUUUUUUAAAGCAAAUAAUGAGGGAGCUGAGGAUGUUUCUCUUUUGUUAGAGACAUAUGCAAAAGCUUCGGGCCAGAGAAUAAAUAAAGAUAAAUCCUCCCUUUUCUUCAGUAUGGGGUGCCCUAAGGAGGUAAGGGUGAACAUUACGAAUAUUUUGCAAGUCCCAAAUGAGAAACCAGAUGAAAAAUCCAUUGGUAUGCCCUCAGAUGUGGGGAGGAGCUUUCAAAUAUCUUAAAGAUAGAUUAUGGAGCAGAAUAAAAGGUUCAAUGGAAAAGCUCCUAUCUUCAGCUGGUAAAGAGGUAUUACUUAAAUCAGUAGCCCAAGCACUGGCAGUUUAUUCCAUGUCAUGUUUUAAACAUCCCAGAUGUUUAUGCCAGCAGUUAACUUUGGUGUUUAAAGCUUUCUCUGGUGGCGUAGUAAGC